Molecule: messenger RNA, 1135 nt
Organism: Tribolium madens (black flour beetle)
Lineage: Eukaryota; Metazoa; Arthropoda; Insecta; Coleoptera; Tenebrionidae
Product: early growth response protein 1-like
Exons: 3
Coding region: 179-1027 (282 amino acids)
Biological process (GO): regulation of transcription by RNA polymerase II
Molecular function (GO): DNA-binding transcription factor activity, RNA polymerase II-specific; RNA polymerase II cis-regulatory region sequence-specific DNA binding
Source: RefSeq, a predicted model, not a curated record
GAGCCAUAUGUUGUAAGUGGUAAAAUGAUAAUAUGGUUAAUUAUGUCCAAAAUAAUGCGUCAGUCUGAUGCAAACUUCUCUACAAACAUAUAAAAGUGCCGCCUCCUCCAAUGCAAUAUCUUUUGAUUAGUCAUUUCGAGUCACAAGAGUCGCGUGUUUACAAAAUUCACCGGGAAAAAUGAAGGAUGAUUUGAACCCAAUUGAGGACUUUUUCCUCUUAGAAAAAAGCCCGAAUUUUUCGGAAAUAUUGUGCGACAACACCGAUUUAAGUUUGAAUGAUUUAGACGAGCAACUUAACAAUUUCCUGACCGAUAAUUUAAUCCCUGACAGUGACAGUUAUUCAGUAUUAGGGGUUGAUCUUAAUUUAUCGUACAAUGAGGAUAAUUCAAGUACCAGUAGUACCAACAUUGAAAAUUUGGAUUCAUGGGUGAUUGAAACUGUCGACAAUAUGGGCUACAAUGACACUUGCUUCGACAAUGUCAUUUCUGAGACAAUCCAAGGAACUGAAAUAAUUGGAAUUAACUUGCAACCAACUGAAACUCUCGAAAUCCUCAACAUGUUCCCCCACAUCACCGAUGAAAAAAACAUAAAACGAAGAUCCCUCCUGUACGAACGCACUACAAAGAUCGACAAAUGUGAAGACGAAAUGAAGUACAAAAAAAACUGUGCGCUUUUAACCCACGACUACGCCAAUAAAAGAAACGACGAUGACAAGUACUUCCCCUGUUCAGUGCUCAAUUGCGAUAAAGUCUACACGAAAUCGUCGCAUCUCAAAGCGCAUCUGAAGCGACAUUCGGGGGAAAAACCCUUCGUCUGCAAUUGGGAAAACUGCACUUGGAAGUUUUCACGAUCGGACGAGUUAGCAAGACACAAAAGGUCGCAUCUCGGGAUUAAACCGUACAAAUGCGAAUUGUGUGAACGGGCCUUCGCCCGGUCUGAUCACCUCGCUAAACACCAUAAAGUGCACAAGAAAAAAAUGGCGCAGUUUGGGAACUACCAGAUCAAACGCCGGAUCAGAGUGUCAUAAUCGCAUUCCAAGUAUCAAUAAAAUUGUUAAUCAUUAUUGCGUUUUCUUUGGGGGGAAAUUGAAACAGAAACUAUUUUUCGUGAUUUUCAUUCAAAAUAAAUAACAAUA